AUGCUCACUUCUGAUGCUCCGCAGGUCAUGCUCUAUGUGCUGCUCCGACUUUUUCAAAUUUUCGUCAAAGUUAUCGGUGAUAACAAUAACGGUAAUACUGAUUUGGCUUGCUCAAUUCUUCGAGAUUUUGCCGAUAACUGGCCCGAAUUCUAUGAAACACUUGUUCGUUAUUUCGAAUUGUAUAGCGAUGAAAUCAGCAAAACAGAAGACUUCAAAUUGAGUCAAGAGUACAUAGACAAAGAGAAAAAAUAUGUGAUCAGGAUUGAGUAUUUUUAUCCUGAUGAUGGCAAGAAGACAGCGUCAGUGGAGGAAAAGCGUCCCCAAGAACUCACUGAAAAAUUUGGCCAGCUAAAGCUCUCACAAAAAAAUAAAACUGUCAUGGAAACACUUCGUCUAAUGGCGACAGAAUCAAUUCCAAACCCUAUCAAAAAUUUUUGCACCCUACAAAACGCUUUUACGAUAUUCUUCAGAACAUUUAGUGGCCAUCGGUUCUUACCACAGCAGAAUAAAUUCCGGUCUAUUGAACAAGCCCCUGAAGUACCAAAGAUUGAAAAAGCGGCACUAGUCACAGACGCGAAAACUGAAAGUCAUUCAAAAAGUGACGAGGAAGAGACCUUCGAAAAUCAUCGGGAAGUGCCAAAGCUUGAAAAAAUGAGACCAGACACAGACCCAAAAACUGUAAGCGGCAGAGAAGAUUUAAACACUGACGGAAAAGAGGCUUUCCAAAAUUAUUAUGAAACCUGCGAACCGACUAAACCUGGCUCAUUAUUCGAACAAUUUGAGAAAGAUAUGGAACUUUCGAAUUCUUCCCAACCCGAACCUUCUUCCGAUGACAGCAAAUAUGAAAUUGUGAACUUUAUGGAGGAAGAAAUUUUGCAAAUGGCUGAUCAAAUUUCUGUUCAUUCCCUAGAGCAAACGAGGAAAACAGUAACUGGUUUGCAAACCGAUAGAAAUGAGUUAGAGGAGAGAAGUUCGACUCUAUGCACUCCUCUAGAAGAAGAUGUUGACACUGAAAAUGAAGGAUUCAUAGAGAAACUUGAAGAACAAAAAAAGAGGCACGAAGAAGAAUUGGAAAGAAGACGUCAGGAAAGGACAGAGAAACAGGAAAAAUUAAACGAAGAACUUCGUGAAAUACGCCGUCUACAAAAACAAAAAUUUGCGAUGCUUCUGCAAUGCAUCCAAUGGAGAUAUCGAUUUCAAGAAAAGGAAGGAGAAUGGUCGGAUUGGAUAGAACACUGCUAUAGAAGACUCAUCGUGAUGGUUAUAACGCAAUUUGCUGUAUUUCAGGAAGAACUGGGUGUGAGUGAAAAAGCGUUUAGGAAAACUUUGGCAGUGUCUCCUGAAACUGUUCAGUCUGAAGUUACGAAUCUUUGGGGGAAAAUAGAAACAACAAUACAUAAGCUAUCGAUAAUUUUCGAAAACUUGGCAAAAAUCUAUGAGAAUUUCGAAGAUGCUUUAUUCAUUAGAAUUCUUCAAAGAAGUUCCUGCGAUAUUUCAACCAAACUCAUCAGUGUUCUAAACUGUUUGGAUGCUAUCGAGUACUCAACAGAAUGGUAUCAGGAACUUAUUUCUAAGUUUGAUCACAUUGAGACAAGUGAUGUUCCUGGAGUAACGGAAUUGAAAAGGUUGCGCAAAGAAGACAACAUCGACGGUUUAGGAAACAUGGAAUUUCCAAAAUGGGAGCCUAGAAGUCAUGUGAACAUUGAAGAAUUGUCAAGCGAUGAGGAGGAAAAUGUUAUGGAGGACAAACCAAAAAAUAGCAAUGACUCGAGUAACGAAGUGCCUGAAUCAGCUGAAGGAAUCCCAAUGGAAUUCGUGAAAACCGGGAAAGGUAUGGCUCAUCCAGAAGAUUCAAAAACUGCGUCCAACUCGGAUAGAACAGAGACAAAAGAUUCGCAACAAAUUGGCCAAGUUGUUUGCUCGGUUCCAACAAGUGUUGGACUUGACGAGGUUGAACAAUUUAGUAAGUUUAAAGUGGAAUUCAGUAUUAAGAAAGUAUUUUUUCCAGCGUGCGAUAAAGCUACAAAAGUUGAAAUUGAAGAAUUUUCAGAGGAUGAGGAAGAUAUUGUGAAGGACAAACUAAAAGGCUUUCACAAACAGAUAACAUCUAAGAAGACUGCUCCGAUAGCUGAAAUUGAAGAAUUGUUAAGCGAUGAAGAUGAAGCUGCUGUGGAGGAAAAAUCAGAACAAGACAAAUUCCAAGAAGUCAAUCCCCUGAAAUGCUCAUGCGAAUGUAAAAAGCGUGCUGUGGAUUUGGAGGAUCCAUCAAUCCCGAACAACAGAACAGGAAAGUGUUCCGAUGAAGAGGAUAUCAAAAUUUUGAUGGGAGAGAUUCUGGUGCGAGUAUCUUCAAGCAUGGAUGAUAAUUUCGAGAACCAAGCCAAGAGUUCUACUAGAACAACACCACGAAAGGAAUUAAAAAUGGAUGAGAUGGUUUGCGAAGAAACGCCUGAUUAUGCAGAUAAGAAAAAAUGCCUCAUGCUGUUAUACGACCACCUUCUAAGACAACCUUUGACGUGGAAUAGGAUUCAUCCCAUGAAAAUCACUCAUUCAGCCCGUGUCAACAACAACUACCCACCACAGCUAGUGCGAGUAUGGAACGAAAUCGUUAAAAAAGAGAAAAAAUUCCUAGACCUCCAACAGAUUAUUGAGCUGGAAAAAUCGAAAAUUUUUAAACUAAAGUUUGAUUAA
Messenger RNA from Caenorhabditis briggsae, 2691 nucleotides. NCBI's taxonomy places the organism in Eukaryota, Metazoa, Nematoda, Chromadorea, Rhabditida, Rhabditidae. The record is from RefSeq and is a predicted model, not a curated record. The coding region runs from base 1 to 2691 and encodes 896 amino acids. The transcript is spliced from 10 exons.